UUUUCACAUAUAAUUGUUAGUUUUUUGGCUAUGAUUGAAGAAUUAAGUGUCAAAAUGAAAUCUGUUCGAUUAUUUUUUGGAUUUUACUUUAUAUUUAUGACUUUUAACCUUAUUCUUUGCAAUGAAAGUGACAUUGAUAGGACAUGGGGAUCAGUUAACGAUAAUUCAAUUAGAAUUAACAGUCCAAAUGCUUUCACGAAAAAUACAGCUGAAGGAACUAUUGCAGCAUUCAAUUAUACAUAUAUAGUACCAAAAAUAAUUCAUGGAAUAAGACUAAGAAGUUUUAAUAACUCGGGAGCAGUUGGUGAUAUUAUUGAAGGAGGAAUCGGAUACAAUUUUACAAUUUUCAAACUUGUUGGGCAUUCAAACUAUAUGUCGUUUGUAAUGGAAGGGUUUGAAAAUAAUACAAAUCCCACCACAACACCAGCAUCAUCUACAUUGGAACCAGACAGAGUUGUAUUGGAAAAAGGCAACACUGAUGAAGAGACUAAAUUAAUUGAAAAACGAUUUCAAAAUUAUCCAUUGCCAGGAGAAACUGCAGAAGUAAACACAACUUUACAAGUUCCUGGAAAUAUUCUUGGAUUAAGAUUGACAAGUUUAAACAACACCAAUGGAUUGUGGGAAGAACUUGGAGGAGGUAUUAAUAAUGAUUACGUAACAUUCAUUUUUAAAGGUUCAGAUGUUGGAGAACCUUAUGACUUUAACCUACAAAUUUUUGGAAAUAGUUCAGUGACACUGAAAAUUUCUGUAUUUAUAGUCAUCCUGUCGAGUGUUUUUAUGUAUUUUAUUUAA
This is a messenger RNA of Chironomus riparius, 792 nucleotides long. Lineage: Eukaryota; Metazoa; Arthropoda; Insecta; Diptera; Chironomidae. The record is from the annotation of a GenBank genome assembly.